Pangasianodon hypophthalmus (striped catfish) is the source of this 3825-nucleotide messenger RNA. RefSeq names its product neurexophilin 1 (gene nxph1). The coding region runs from base 511 to 1329 and encodes 272 amino acids. The record is from RefSeq and is a predicted model, not a curated record. The transcript is spliced from 2 exons. NCBI's taxonomy places the organism in Eukaryota, Metazoa, Chordata, Actinopteri, Siluriformes, Pangasiidae. Gene Ontology annotation, molecular function: signaling receptor binding.
AAUGGAAGUGUUAGAAAGUGCAGUGACACGCUGAGUUUCCGGUGGGAGGGAGCGCGUGCCAGAGCGCGCGAUAUAAAAGCCUCGCGCUGACUAGCGCGCAAAAAAGCUUCAGAGAGAGGUGUGGAGCGCGCGCCGUGUCGCUGUACGAGCACCUCGACUUCACUGUCUCGCUCACACGCGCUCACACACACGCACUCACACACACACACACACACACACGCGCGCGCACAGAGGUAACUCCUCCAUACCGAGACCUUCACUCUCCAGUGCGCACAUAAAUAUGAGCGCGCUUCACCAUCCGUCCGGAUUAACGCCCGUGUAAGCGUUCCUCUGCCGCACGCGCCCUCCACGCCGCCAACUGUUCACCCGUCUUUCCCGCGUGGUUAUGGGGUCCAUCAUGGCGUCUGCGUCUUAACCGGUGUGUAACGCGGAUACCGGGUGGAUCUAUGUUCCUCGGAGACGAAGAAAGGCCGAAGGGAAAUUAGCGGAAGUUUGAGAUCGGGAAGGAGGAUGAGGGCUGCGUGCUGGUGCGCCGUCUUUCUCCUCACACCGGCGCUGUGGCUGGUUUCAAGUGUUCAUGGUUCCAUCCCGGGGAAGUCAGAGCUACUUAAGUCAGGGAGCCCCAAAUCGACAUUAAAGCACAUAUGGACAGAAAGCACCAAGGACUUGUCCAUCAGUCGUCUGCUGUCACAGACUCUGAAUGGGAAGGAGAACGCCACGGCCCUGGAUCUUCGCUAUGACACGCCGGAGCCCUAUUCAGAAUGGGACUUAUGGGACUGGCUGAGGAAUGCCACCGAUCUCCAGGACUCGAGGCCCAGGGCCAAACGGCGGCCCAUGGUCAAGACAGGAAAAUUCAAGAAGAUGUUCGGCUGGGGAGACUUCCACUCUAACAUCAAGACAGUCAAGCUCAACCUUCUCAUCACUGGCAAGAUUGUCGACCACGGCAAUGGUACCUUCAGUGUUUAUUUCCGCCACAACUCAACAGGCCAGGGCAAUGUAUCCGUCAGCCUAGUGCCGCCGACCAAGAUAGUGGAGUUUGAUGUGACAGCGCAGCAAUCAGUCAUUGACGCCAAGGACUCCAAGUCCUUCAACUGCCGCAUCGAGUAUGAGAAAGUUGAGAAGGGCUCCAAGCACACGCUGUGCAACUACGACCCAUCCAAGACGUGCUUCCAGGAGCAGACGCAGAGCCAUGUCUCCUGGCUCUGCUCAAAGCCCUUCAAAGUCAUCUGCAUCUACAUCUCCUUCUACAGCACCGACUACAAGCUGGUGCAGAAAGUCUGCCCGGACUAUAAUUACCACAGCGACACUCCCUACUUCCCCUCGGGCUGAUGGAUGCCACUGAUGCGAAGGACACAGGCAAAGAUGGGACUCUCUCUCCCCAACCACAACAAAUAUGUGUUUCUUGUACCUUCCAAACAUGUGACCCAGAACUAAUUCAAUAUUUCAGAUGGAUUCCAUUUUUUUUUUUUUGCACACAUACUUUAAAAAUGUAAUUCUGAUGGUUUAAAGUGUCAGUCUGGUUCUUAAUUUAGAAUAGCUUAUUUGUAAUUGUUAUUGUUUUUGUUGGUUUUAUUAAUGAAAUGUUGAAUAGAUUACUAUGUCUGAUUGCAAUUUUAGGGGUAGAAAUUUCUGCCAGUUGAUAUUUGCCAGGUGUAUCUUAUUUAUUUAUUUAUUUAUUUAUUUAUUUAUGUAUUUAUUUAUUUAAACUAUCAAAGGAAAAUAAUAUUUUCAUCCCACAUGUCGUUUUUAUUUCUAUAUCUUUCAGUACAAAUGUUAAUUUCUUGAAUAUCUUGAAUGUAACAAGAGUAUUUUAUUUAAUUUGUUUUUCUUAAAUCAUUUAACAAUGUGUGGACGUUAAGACAGUAUAUUUUACCAACAGUUCACCAGAACAGAUGUGCAGAAGAGAAAUUUGAAGUGAAUUCUUCAUACAGAAACAAAGAGAAAUUUCCCUCAUCCAUCAGUCUGCGUAAGGUACACGAGAAUCCCUGAGCUCUGGUGAAUGCGGUCUUGAGAUCUACUGUAAGAAUGACCCCAAGAUCUGUUGGUAUGUUUAUGGACAAAAUAAUGGCUUUUGUUGGAGAUGCCUUGACUCGGGGCAUGUUUUCUAUGUUAAAAUAAAAGAAGCAGAAAUGUGAGAGCCUGAUUAACAACAGUUGUUCCUCAGCCUUUGUCCUAUUACUGUAAUAAUCCUGGAUGAUACAGCCCACACUGUCUCCUGUAGUGUCAAUAUGAUCCAGCCGUGGUUGGACAGCUCGCUCAUUGCCAUUAUAAUACACAGUAAUGUAUUGAAUUCUAUAUCUUAGAGCUUAAUUUGUAUGAAUGGUUUGUAUUGUACAUAGUCAAUCCCGAUGGAGCCGCUUCUGUAUAUGCUCUCAUCUAAUAUCUGGAGAUCCUCCUCCCUUCAUCCUUUCCCUCAUUUCUCUCUAUGCCACGUCCCAUAUCUGUUCCUGGUUUCUUGGGCAAAGAAAAUGAUGUUGCUGAUGUAGAUGUAAAUUUCAUGCUCUUGUACAGCGGCUGUAAAAGCUGUCUAAAAUAUAUAUAAGUACUUACCAUCUGUAUGAUCAUGGUUACUUUCAGGGCAAACUGGGGGCGGAGAUGUGUAUAUACGAAUAAAAUACUGAAAGUUUUAUCAGUUGAUUUUUUUUGGAGUCCUUUUAAGUUUCAUAGGAUCUUAAUGGCAAAGUAAAAUAAAGAGAUGGUUUAGAAAUGUAUCUGUGUAAGAGUCAAUUCACAGAAUGUUGUAUUGAAUGUGUUUAAUUAGCUGUGCAGAAGAGAACACUACCUUUUUCUCAGCAACUGAACAGGAUUGCAAAAGUUAGAGACUGAGAGCAGGGGUCUAAUAGUGUCUGCUCAGAGAGCUCAGAUGUCCUCAGACUUGGCGCUUAAUAUCAACAGUCCCCUUUAAAGUGAUUAGAGCAUCCGGUGGGAGGCAUGAACAGUGCCUAGCUGGCUCACGACUUAUCAGUAAUUAAAAAGGAUGCCAGGUUUUGCCGUUCAGAGGGGGCCUUGCAGGAUUUCUCAUUUCAGUUGCUCACUUUUUAAUUAGCCAUAGGAAUGUAGAGUUACGUAUAAUUACGCAAGUUGAUAAUAUACACUAUGUACAGAGAGUAAACAUUACUUCCACUUCUCAUGCCAUAUAUAUCACGUUAAUUAUACAAUAGUUAACUCAAGGCCAUAAGGCUCAUUGAUUGCUAUCAGUAUUCACCUAUUGUCCUAUCCUGCCUGGUACAGUAUAUGCAAAUCAGUUUAGCAGGCUUAGGCUGUUAAGCUUUUUCAUGAACCAUGAUCGCUUAGGAAUAAUCUCAUCAGUACCAUCAAACCUCAUUAUACACAGCCAUGAAUAUAAAUCAUUUCUGAGAGUUUCACAGAAAAAGAAUAAAAAUAAUAAUAAAAAAAGAAAUGAUGAUGCAUUUAAUACAUUUGCUUGGUCCAUCAACAGCCCCCCUCCCGUGAAUGCGUCGGAGAAAACCGCAUUUCUCCCCUCUGCUGGGUCAGAACAUUUCGCUCUCUGAAACAUACCCUGCAGCAGAAUCAUAAUUAAGUGACAGACUGAGCAAGUCGAAUAUUUAUUCAAUUUACUUCGCUGCCUGACACUUCCCUUGCCCAAGCCUGUUUCUUCUUUAUUUAUGAAGCUGGCUAGCAUAUGCAUUUAAUUCAAAUAUUACUCAAUAAAUAUUACCUGCUAAACACUACUAUAAUGAAUGUCCUUAAUAAUACUAGAUCAAAUUUAGCAGUAGCUUUGCCCUUGUUAGCUCAGCAUGUCUAUCUUGGGAUGGACAGAGAAAGAGAGAGAGAGAGAGCUCAAAAAUGUGCGGCUUACUCAGC